AUGACCGCUACUAAAGCUCUUCCAGAAUGCUGGGGUCACCGAGGGGCUUCAGUAGCUUUUCCAGAGAACACCCUCGCUAGCUUUGAAGCUGCCAUCAAUGAUGGGGCAGACGGCAUCGAGACCGACGUUCAUGUGUCGUUGGACGGUGUCGUUAUCAUGUUCCAUGACCCAGACUUGGAGAGGACCACAGGAUCAAAAGGUGGCUUAAUUAGGGAACGGCAUUGGUACGGCAAAGAUGGAAUGGAAAACCUCCGUACUGUCAAGCAACCUCAACAAUGUAUCCCCACGUUCGUGCAGACCAUUGAUCUUUUGAUGAAACCCGAGAACCAGCACGUCAAGUUUAACGUUGACGUCAAGGUUCAGAAUGACCCUGACCGACUCUUCUCACUCAUGCAUGAUGUUAUUUCAGCGCAGCCUGAUUGGCAGACGAAGUUGGCUCCCCGUAUUUUGCUGGGCCUUUGGCAUCCGCGUUUCGUGGCUUUUGCGAAAGCGAGAUUACCGUAUUGCAGGCGCUCACACAUUGGUGGAAGCAUUUCGAUUGCGCGGAAAUAUUUCUGGGAUGGCGUGGAGGUGUUUUCAAUGGCGUUUGCCUCUUUGACCACCUAUGAUGGCCAGAAGUUCCGAAAUGAGUGCAAAGCUGCGGGCAAGAAGAUUAUGGUAUGGACAGUGAAUGAGCCAGAGCAUAUGAUGGAGGCUGUACGAUGGGGUAUUGAUGUCAUUCUCACGGACGUGACGAAGAAGUGGCUCGAGCUGCGUGCCGCUCUUCAAGUCGAUUACGACUCUAUCCUGUCCCAGUACAGCCGAUGGUUCCUCUGGACAACCUGGAAGUUCUAUUUGCCCCCUAUCUUGGUGAAUAGAGUCGCAAGAAUGUACCUCGAAGGUGCUGCAGGUUCAUUUGACAAUUUUGCGCCACCCGAGGCGUCUGCGACUGUAGUAACAUGA
Messenger RNA from Suillus subaureus, 942 nucleotides. Its product is annotated as PLC-like phosphodiesterase. The transcript has 10 exons. Gene Ontology annotation, molecular function: phosphoric diester hydrolase activity. NCBI's taxonomy places the organism in Eukaryota, Fungi, Basidiomycota, Agaricomycetes, Boletales, Suillaceae. The record is from RefSeq and is a predicted model, not a curated record. The coding region runs from base 1 to 942 and encodes 313 amino acids. Gene Ontology annotation, biological process: lipid metabolic process.